UUAUUACCUUUUACAACAUGCUAACAGCUCAAACACAGGUACCUGAUCGAUGGUCGUGAAGAGACGCUCUGCCUCGGCUGAAACUCUUCCUUAAAUACUGAAAACAAAAUGCUUCCCUCGGAGGAGAAAAGAAGGUGUUAAGGUACAAAACGCUAACCAGGCUGAUGACGUUUGCUGUGGGCUCGGUGGGGCUUCUGUCGGCCUUCCUGCUGGUGUUCACGCCUGUGUCGGCUGGGGCCUGUUCACCUGGGGAGUUUACCUGCUCUCAGGGAUUCUGUGAGUGUGACUUCACAGACAACUGUGGAGACGGCAGCGACGAGAAGGACUGUUCAGGAUAUAAGAGAUGUGACUUUGAGGAGGGAUUCUGUGACCUGAUCCAGAGCUCAGAGAAUGGACCAGGAUGGACCAGAACCACUGAGGUGCAGGGACUCCAACAUGACCACACCAACAACACAUCGGCACAUUUCUUGUCUCUUGUACCUGCCAGAGGAAACAGAACCACAGCAGACCUGAUCAGUCCUGUCUUCCUGCCCAGUCAGACUUGUCAGCUGAGUUUCUACUAUUAUGUAGAAGCACAAAACGCAGAUCUUCAGGUCCUGGUUCAGACUCAAACUCCGGGUCAGAGCACAGAGGUGUGGAAAGUCUCCUCAGGCCAUAAGUUGGAAACAUGGCUGCAGGCAGUGACAAAGUUUUCCAGCAAUCACCUUUUUCAGGUGGUAAUCCGAGGGCAACUUCCCGCAGACAGCGAAGCCUCCGGGGUCCUGGCCGUCGAUGACCUAUCCUUCAGUCUGGGCUGCCUGACUCUGCCUGAGAGCAGCGUACCCCCUCCUCCCGUUUGUCCUCCACCGUGGUUUGCUUGUGGUGGCGGGCAGUGUAUCGAGGAGAGCAAAGUGUGUGACUUCACCCCUCACUGUCCCCAUGGAGAGGACGAGGACAGCUGCCCCUCCAAGUGCGACUUCGAGGGCGGUUCCUGCGGCUGGUACGAGCUGACCCCCGGUGAUGGCUUUGACUGGGUCAGGGGCUCCUCUGCAGAGGUUCCUCCAGACUACUACAGCCGCCCACCACCGCUGGACCACUCUGACAACAGCACAGAGGGGCACUUCAUGUUUAUAAUGAAGAACAGCAGCAGUCUCUAUCCGAGGGCAGUUCUUCGAGGACCCUGGUUCAAAGAGUCGGCCUCUGGGUGCACCAUGACCUUCUGGCAUUAUAACUCCGGCACAUCCGUCGGAGCUGCAGACAUGUACCUCCGCAUCGAUGGAGCCCCAAACAACACUGUCAUAUGGAGAACUCUGUACGACCAGGGACCCCGUUGGCACCAGGUCACCGUGCAGCUGGGACGCAUCAUCUGGCCCUUCCAGAUCGCUCUGGCUAAGAUCAGCCUGGCCGUGUUCGACGGCUUCUCCGCCUUGGAUGACGUCACCUUCAACAACUGCUCCAUGCCUCCAGCUGUGGCAGAGUGCCCGGCGCACACACACUUCCACUGCACACAGAGCAAGGCGUGUGUGGAGCAGCUGCAGCUCUGUGACCUUGAAGAUAACUGCGGGGACGGAUCUGAUGAGGAGGGGUGCUCUCCAGAACUGCAGUGCAGCUUUGAGCACGGUCUGUGCAGCUGGAAACAAGAACAGAGCGGAGGAGACGUGUUCGACUGGACCCACAUCCAAGGCCCGACGCCGUCCAUCAACACGGGGCCCUGGAGGGACCACACGCUCGGCACCAGGUACGGCCACUACCUGUACAUCGAGUCCUCGGCCCCCCAGGAGUUCAAGGAUACGGCGGUGCUGCUGAGCAGAGUCUUCCAGCCCACCAACCAGCACGCCGAGGGCCAGUCCGGGUCCCGCCAACACUGCGUCUUCCGCUUCCACUACCACAUGUUCGGCUCGCAGGUUUUCUGCCUGGCUGUUUACCUCAGGACCACCGCCACAGGGCGGGGCCACAUGCUGUGGGUACGAUAUGGAGACCAAGGAAACCUGUGGCACCGGAAGACUCUCUACCUCAACAGCGGUCGCCCAUUUCAGAUUGUGAUUGAAGGUACAGUAGGCGAUGAUUUUAAUGGAGACAUCGCCAUUGAUGACCUCUCCUUCCUGAACUGUGUCCCAUACGAAGGAGAGCUCCCCAAACCAAACACAACGACCCCCACAGUGACCCCUCCGGCCUCCACAGUCCUGCCCCACAGCUGCCCUGAUGGAGAGUUUGUGUGUGGGGCACACGGGGAGUGUGUGUCUAACAGCAACGUGUGUGACUUCAGACAGGAUUGUUCUGAUGGCUCGGACGAAUUCAACUGUGUGAAGGAGCGGUGUGAUUUUGAAGGUGGUGACACUUGUGGUUGGAAAAGCAACGACACCACAUUUCACUGGUCACCGGAACAAGGGGAGAGCAUUCAUGAUGGAGAGCAAUACCAUCGUCCUAUUAACGACCACACCCUAGGCAGUCCAGAGGGUUGGUAUAUGUGCGCCGACAGCUCAAACGGCAAAUACGGUCAAACCACCGACCUCCAGACACCCUUCAUCUCCUCCACUGGGCCACAGUGCACCCUGGUCUUCUGGUACCACAUGAGCGGCUUCACAGUGGGAUCACUGCAGGUUCUGCUGAAGAAUGGGAACGUCACUCAGGAGGUUUGGUCUCAGACUGGUAACCAAGGCAACAAAUGGAGACGAGGAGAAGUGUUUUUGGGGUUGUCGAACACCUUUCAGGUGGUGUUCAGGGUGAAGCGAGGGAUCAGCUACAUGGGUGACGUGGUGAUAGACGAUGUCAGCUUCCUGCGCUGCUCCCCUCCUCUUCCUCUGGAGGAGCCGUGCACACCUGAGCAGUACGCCUGCGCCAACGGCCAGUGCAUCCCUGAGGACAACCUGUGUGACUUCAUCAACCACUGCGGGGACCAAUCGGACGAGGACCCCUACAUCUGCAAGGGCUUUGGCUUGCGCUGCAGUUUCGAGUUCGACCUCUGUUCCUGGCGUCAGUUGCGGGAGGACGACUUUGAUUGGCUGAUAAAAGCGGGCAGCACUCCAACAGUUGGCGCUGGGCCUUCGAGUGACCACACCCUGGGAGACCCCUCUGGUCACUACCUUUACCUGGAGAGCUCCUUCCCCCAGGCAGCCGGGGACACCGCCCGCAUAUCAGGACCGUUACUGAGCCGCAAUAGCAAAGACUGCAAGAUGCGUUUCUACCUCCACAUGUCCGGAGAUGGCAUCGGGACCCUCGGCGUGUUCAGGAAGAGCGAAGGACGCCUUCAGCUCCUGCUGAACCUGACGGGAGAUCAGGGAAACUACUGGCAGAGGAGGGAGAUUCAGCUAAGCCACACCGGAGACUUUCAGGUGGUCUUCGAGGGAAAGGUGGGCCGCAGCCAAAAGGGUGAUAUCUGCUUGGACGACAUCAUGUUCACUCCAGGGUGUCUGCUCGCCUACUCAGUUGAAACAGAGGACAACACUCCUCCACCUCCCCCAGGCAUUUGUCCUUCAGACCUCCUGCCGUGUGAAAAUGGCCGGUAUUUCCACCCAGGGCGGAGCUGUGACUUCACAGACGAUUGUGGCGACGGCACCGAUGAAAAGGAUUGUGGGACUUCCUGCAGCUUUGAGAGCGGUCGCUGUGGCUGGAAGAGCUCCCCGGCCGAUAAUUUCAAUUGGACGCUGGGCACGGGGUCUGUCAGAAGCAUGCGGCCUCCGCACGACCACACACUGAUGGAUGAAAAUGGUCAUUUCAUCUACCUGGAAGCUACACCUGUGGGACUAAAAGGAGAUAAAGCUCAUAUCAGAAGCUCUGUUUGGAAAGAGUCGAGCGCCAUCUGCAAGCUUUCCUUCUGGUACUACAUUUCCCACAAGGCCUCUGGAACAAUCCGCCUGCUGAUCAAGACGGAGAACGAUCUGUGGGAGGUGUGGAACAAAACGGGGAAUCACGGGAACAAGUGGAACCGAGCAGAGAUCCCUCUGAGGAAGCUGAGGAACUUUGAGGUGAUUAUCGAGGGGAUUCGCUCGAUGGAUGUGAGUGGAGGAGCUGCACUGGAUGACCUGGAGUUCAUUGACUGUGCCCCAAAUGCUGUGGAUUCAGUCAGCUGCCCUGCAGUCACAGACUUUGUGUGUCACAGCGGGCAGUGCAUCGAGUCCCACCUGGUGUGCGACCGCAGGGUCGACUGCGCUGAUGCGUCAGACGAGCGGGGCUGCGGUGAGGAGAGAAUCAGCUUUCCGGGCGCUUGUGAUUUCAACAUGGAUGACAGUCAGUAGGACACCUGCCAGCUCUCUCAGGACACGGAUGAUGACUUUGAUUGGAGGAUCGGUCGUCGGAGUGAGACCCCAGGAGCUGGACCUCCAGAUGACCACAGUCUAGAAGGAGUUUGGGGAAAGUUUCUGUACAUACAUUCAGCCACUGAGAGGGAGGGCGACGUCGCCAAGCUCACAACCACGAGCCCCUUCCCGGCGAGCAUCGGCCUGUGUCGCCUUCGCUUCUGGUUCUACAUGCACGGCUCCGACAGGAUGGGAACGCUCAAGAUCUACACUGUUGGACCCAGUGGAACCAGACUACUCAUGUGGGUAGCCACUGGAAACCAUCGUAGCCACUGGAAAUACGCUAAUGUCAUACUUUCCAACCCAGCACCUUUCAAAGUGACCUUCCAGGCGGAGGCGGGGGGUGACAUGUGGACAGACAUCGCCUUGGAUGACAUUUCCUACACUGCAGACUGUAUGGAAGGAGGACCCGUUACCCCCCGGCCUCUGACCUGCGCUGUGGACCAGUACCGCUGCUUGUACUCCUUUCAGUGCAUCCCUGAGAGCUGGAGGUGUGACGGAGAGCCGGACUGUGCUGACCGCUCCGAUGAAGAGUUCUGUCCCACCCUGAAGCCCGGUACUCUUCCUCCUCAGGAUCGCUGCCCUGUUGGAUAUUUCCAGUGUUUGAAUAAUACCUGCCUCCCUUCCAUCCUGCGCUGUGACGGCGUGCCGGACUGUCCCGACGGAGAGGACGAGUACAGCUGCUCUCUGCUGCAGUGUGAGCUGGGGGAACUGGUGUGUGAAGGUUCGUCUGGUUGUAUCCCUCUUCAGAAGCGUUGUGACCACUCUGCUGACUGUCUGCCGUUUCACUCCGAUGAGUCCAGCUGCCAUGAUUGUCCUCCCCUGUUUUGCCUGAAUCGUGGCUCAUGCCUGGUGAGGAAACACGGGCCUGUUUGCAUGUGUGAUCCAGGGUGGACUGGCAACCGUUGCCAUGUGAGGCAGAAACCAGGUCUCUCCACAGCGUCACCCGAACCAGAGGACACACAGCUGGUAGCUGUGUAUGUCGGCGUCGGCAUCGGACUGCUGCUGCUCGCCGCCGGAGUGGCCGUCUGUGUCCUGGCCUUAUACGCAAAAAAGAAACGCCAUAUCAUAAAGCACAAACUGAUGGACUACGGCGUGAUGGAUGACCUGGCCAACGGCUGCAGAGCAGAGCCUGUGAGGUCAUGCUGUUGUCCCAGAGUUGACCCCAGCAGGAGUGAUGGUCGUGGGCUUUCAAUCAGUGUCUACCCCUGGGGGAGGGAGGUGGAGCAGGCGUCGACCUGGAGAGAUGCCAAGCUGUCCUUCACCAACCCGUUGUACAAUUACCCCCCUGAUGCUAAUAGCGCUGACUGCAGAGGCUCUGAAGCAUAAAGACAAUGGACUUAACAUAUUGAUGCUGCAGUACAUCAGGGUCAAACAGCGUGUGCACACACUGGAUGGGUUUGUCUUGACCUGCUGGGGCGCUAAGUGAGAGGGAGACGAUGCAAAGAGCAGAGGAACGUUUAGGUAUUUGGAAAGGAGUUAAUUGAAUGUCUGAAAAGCUUCAUGCUGUGAUUGGAAAAAAUUAUUAUUAAUUUAUCAAAUAAAUAAUGUAUUACCUACAGA
Molecule: messenger RNA, 5837 nt
Organism: Labrus bergylta (ballan wrasse)
Lineage: Eukaryota; Metazoa; Chordata; Actinopteri; Labriformes; Labridae
Source: RefSeq, a predicted model, not a curated record